AUGCCCCGCCCUGCAUCGAUAGCUCGCACUCCGGCCCAUGCAUGGGACUUUGACUGGUAUCAAGCACCACGAUACAAGUCCCCACCUGCUCCCAUGGCAGAGACAAAAUCUCAAAAUAUCUGGUCCUAUGCAGAAAGGCAAUCAAGACCGAUCGACUAUAUGCACUGCCUCAGCCCAGCAAAAUUCAGCGAGCUCCUCAAGGCCAGUGUUAUACGCCAGGAUCUGCAUUCGCUAAGGGAGAGCGGCCAGCCCAGCUGCCACUGA
This is a messenger RNA of Penicillium soppii, 264 nucleotides long. RefSeq lists its product as uncharacterized. The transcript is spliced from 2 exons. NCBI's taxonomy places the organism in Eukaryota, Fungi, Ascomycota, Eurotiomycetes, Eurotiales, Aspergillaceae. The record is from RefSeq and is a predicted model, not a curated record. The coding region runs from base 1 to 264 and encodes 87 amino acids.